Molecule: messenger RNA, 9415 nt
Organism: Paralichthys olivaceus (Japanese flounder)
Lineage: Eukaryota; Metazoa; Chordata; Actinopteri; Pleuronectiformes; Paralichthyidae
Gene: zfyve16
Product: zinc finger, FYVE domain containing 16
Biological process (GO): endosomal transport
Cellular component (GO): early endosome membrane
Molecular function (GO): metal ion binding
Source: RefSeq, a predicted model, not a curated record
UUGAGCAGAAAAACAUCUGGAGCGUAAACGUCGUGUCUCACUAUGCGAUCGCACCGUUUCACAGGAAAGCUAAGCGCUGUGCAUCAUGUAAGAGUGAACCCAUCAUAACCCCGACGACCUGGACGUUCUGUGUGCGGUGACACUUCCACGGCAGGCGGUGUGAGCGCAGGGCUCAGCCGAUGACCUCCCCCCCAACAGCAGCCUGCUCAAGAUGGCCGCCUGAGUGGAGGAAUUACCCGUCUCCAACACAACUAUCACAACAGUGCUUGCUCCACCGGCGACUCCAGCUGUCCGCCCCGAGGAUGAGACGUCGACACCGGCCACGUUUGUUCCCAUUUUGAAAAAGGAAGACGAGCUUUGCAGACGCCAUGGAGUAAGAAGCCGCUGGGAGUUGAAGGGGAGUAAGGGCCCUUUGUUUUAGCGCAGCAUGGACAGCUUCUUCAAGGCAGCCGUAUGCGAUCUAGACAAGCUGCUCGAUGACUUUGAGCUCAAUACUGAGGAACUUGAUUGCAAAUCCGUUUUCCUGAAGCCUUCUGCAUACCCCUUCUCCUCAUUGGGCUCUCAGUGUUUAUCCUUAGAGGCAUCCACUGUGUCACCAAGCCUCCCUGACCUUAAUUCUCUUCAUUAUGGUUCUGCCACCAGCUGUCCUGACCGCCCCAGCAGUCACAACUGCAGCACAGAUGACAGAGAGGUCAAAGGUCAGCCGCCCACUGGAGUGGACCUUCUCUCCUCUGUGGAUCGUAGGCCAGCUAUAAGCUCUGCCCCUCCCUGCCCUGAUCGAGCUCUGAAGCCAGUGUGUGACCUUGUGAAUGACACAAGCUCGGCCAUCCUGGUCAGGGCGAGCAGUCAUGAUGCUUUCAGUGAGCUGGACUUGGUGGAGAAGCAAAUGGAAGAGGAGGAAACCCUGCUUGUUGACUUUGACAGUCCAGUGGUCCUGGAGCAGCAGGGGGGGCUAUGCCAAAGUGUUGGCUGUGGAGUAACCAUGGAAGAGCGAGCCUCUGCAGGGAAAGAUGAAGUGCUCAGUCUUGAUUUCCAUGAGCAGAGUGGUGCAUGCUCUGCCUCACUCAGUCUGCUGGACGUCAUUCUUCCUGCAGCAGUGGAGAGGUGCUCUGAGUCUACAGAUGAUUCACCAUCAUCAAGGACCUCAGCUGACAGAGAGGGUAGAGACUGUGAGGAGGUGGCUUCUAUAAACCAAGUGGUGGAUAACUCUUCCGAACACUGUGAACCAGAGGACUCCCUGCCUGCUGUGAGCAUGAAAGAAACAUCAGCAGCAACCUUGGUGACUAAAGAGGAUGAUUCACAAGAAGCCUCAGAUAGAGGUGAGGCAGAGUCUCCUGCAAGUCUAAAGUCUGGGUCAUCAGACAGUGAACAGGUGGGCUUAUCGUGCCUGCCUUUAGCUGUGUCCAUAUGUGGAGCUCUGGUGCGACCGAAGACCACAGAAGAGUCAGGACAAGCGACAGAGCAGUGUGACAAGGCAGAUGUGUGUGAAAGCCCAGAGACAGACUCCCUGUCAGCACUGGAGACCAAGGAAGAUAGGUCCUUUUCAAACAAAUCUGUUUAUGGGUCCCAGCAGAUCACAGAGGGCAGGCUGUCACCAGAGGGGCACCAUGUCUCCCUUGAACCUGUUGUUGUUCCCCUUCCUGCAGACCAUACUUGCUCUGAUCGUUCAGAACCCAGUCCAGUGGAUCCUGCUGAGUUUGGCUUCGAGUAUUUGCCUGAGAGUGACCAGGCUGAGAUGUUGGUUACUGACGAAGAGUUGGAUGCAUUCCUUCAGGCACACACGGAAGCAGAGCAGGCCAGAAGUGUCUCUUGUUGCAGCAGCUCUGGAGAUUGUCCGCAACCUGAAAGUCUGUCGGAACCAAAUGGGGAUCUAGAGGGCAGGCUUCUGGAAGAGGAACUGAGAAGCUGUGGUCGAGCUCGACAGGAGGAGCUAGAGGUUCUGGCUUCCCCAGAAAGUGACAGAAUAAUGUGUGUGUCUGUGGAGGGAAGUUUUAACCCUGGUGCUCCAUCACAAUCACUGGACUCUUGCAGACCUUGUCAAGAAGAGCCAGAACUUUCCUCUGGUACAAGAAAUUCUUUGACCAGCAACACUUUCCAGUCACAGCACAGUAGUAGCCCUGAUCAGCAUCCCUCCUAUGGAGGUGCAAGACCUAAACAGCUACACUGCCAAACUGUUAGACCUCCACCAGCAGGGGAAGAAGAAGAAGAUGAAGAAGGGAAGCAACCUUUGACUUUUUCAAAAUGGACAAAUGCAGUUGAGGAUGAAGAGAGUUCACCCAUAAACCCUAGUCUUACAGAAGAGCAUUCCAACAUAAGUGCUACGAGUCCUAUAUAUGCCACCCAGCAGCAUCAGGAUUACAGUGUGGGGUAUGAUGAACUGUCAGAGCCUCCACCUUACCCAGGGGAGCCACCCACAGAUGGUGCCAGGGCAGUGAAUUGGAAGAGAGAGGGAGAGGAUGAGCUGGGGAGCAGGCAGCCUGCUUGGGUGCCAGACUCCGAAGCCCCAAACUGUAUGAACUGCUACCAGAGAUUCACGUUUACCAAGAGGAGACAUCACUGUCGAGCAUGUGGGAAGGUUUACUGUGCUGUGUGCUGCAACAGGAAGUGUAAGCUGAAGUACCUGGAGAAAGAGGCUCGUGUGUGCGUCAUCUGCUUUGAUAACAUACACAGAGCCCAGGCCCUGGAGCGGAUGAUGAGUCCUACAGGUCCCAGUCCAAACCCCAAUGUCCCAUCUGAGUACUGCAGCACCAUACCUCCUUUGCAGCAGGCUCGUGCCGCCGGCACUCUAAACUCACCUCCCCCCACCGUCAUGGUGCCUGUGUCCGUUCUCAAACACCCUAACAACGACAGUUGUCCUCGUGAGCAGAAACGUGUGUGGUUUGCUGAUGGUAUCUUACCCAACGGAGAGGUGGCAGACACAACCAAGUUGUCGGUGACGAGCCGCAGGAGCUCCCAGGAGUUUGCUGGUGUCACCCCAGACCAAACAGCACCUGGGCCAGCCGGCUCAGAGGUUGGAGUCAGUGGCUCCUCCUCCCCGGAAACCUCUGGAGCUGUAGAGGUGGUUAGACCUCCGGUGUCAGGACCCUGGGAUUAUGCCCUGCUUUCUGCAAUCAGUUCUUCAGUUCAGAGAGUCCCCAGUUUGCUGCCAGACAAUGAAGACGAGCUCCCUCCUCUGCUCUUCACCACUGGCGAGGAUGACGGAGGAGAUGUUUUGGUUGAGGAAAGUCCCGCCCCAUGCCAGAUUCUGCACUUAUUGGAGGAAGGAGGACCCAGACCUCUGACAUUUGUCCUGAACGCCAACCUGCUUGUCAAUGUGAAACUGGUUACAUAUUCCAGUCAUCAGUGCUGGUGUUUUGGUUCUAAUGGUCUGCAGUCUCUGGGACAGAAAGAGUUGGUGUUUUUGCUGGAGUGUUUGCCCGAGGAAAAAACUCUUCCAAAGGACCUCUUCACACUUUAUCUCACCAUUUACCAAGACGCCCAAAAAGGGAAGUUUGUGGAGGAGCUGGAUAAUGUGACGUUCACAAGCAGUUUCCUGGGCAGUAAAGAUCACGCUGGGAUGCUCUUCUUCUCUCCCUCGUGUCAGCCUCUAGAUGGCCUCACUCUCCCCUCUCAGCCAUUCCUGUUUGGCCUGCUUAUCCAGAAAUUGGAGGUGCCCUGGGCCAAAGUCUUUCCACUCAGGCUUCUCCUGCGGCUUGGAUCUAAAUACAGCGUGUAUCCCACGACAUUGACUAGUGUUCGUUUUCGGGACUCUGUGUAUCGAGAGACAGGACACACCAUUAUGAAUUUACUGGCUGACCUGAGAAACUACCAGUACAGUCUAUCAGUGGUGGAUGGCCUGAGGAUCCACAUGGAGAUGGGCCACAGUUACAUCAACAUUCCCAAAAGUAGCUUCAAUGAGGUGCAGAAGGUGAUAAAUGCAUCUAAUGAGCACGUCAUCAGCAUUGGAGCAUGUUUCAGCUCAGAGGCCGACUCUCACCUGGUGUGUAUUCAGAACGAGGAGGGGAACUAUCAGACCCAGGCUAACAGCAUGCCGGGGAAGACCCGCACAGUGACUGGCGCCAGCUUUGUGGUUUUCAAUGGAGCGCUGAAAGCCUCAUCAGGCUUCAUCGCAAAGUCCAGCAUUGUUGAAGAUGGGUUGAUGGUUCAAAUCCCUCCAGAGACAAUGGAGUCUCUGCGCUCUGCCCUGAGGGAGCAGACAGACUUUCACAUACCCUGUGGCAGGAAUGAUGGAGGGGAAGUCCGAGAGAACGUCACUGUCCGCUGGGUUGACUGGAGUUCACCUGUCAACACAGGUAAAACUAGUGGUGUUGAUGAGAGACCUCUGGAUGGAGUCCGCAGUGUGAGGAUGCAGCAGGACACAGAGUUCGAGUCAGAUGGUCGCACCCUCAAAUGCACUGAGGUGUUCUACCAGCUGAAGAGUCCUGACUGCAGCCUUUCGUCAGUGCUGGCGUCCUGCAGCGUGUUUCAGAAGGAGAUGGCUUUAGCCGCCUGCAGCGCUCUGACUCCUCACCUUGCUGUUCUCACCUCCAGUGGCAUCAACUCCAUCUCUCUCCGCAUCUCCACGCAGGCUGAUAUGGUGGAGUACCAGGCUGGCUCUGGAGGCAGGCUCCUCCCUCAGCGCUACAUGAACGAGCUGGACAGCGCUCUGAUCCCUGUCAUCCACGGAGGUAGCGCUAGUGUACCACAGACUGCCAUGGACAUGGAGUUCAUCUUCUUCAUCACACACACAAUCUAAGGCACACGCAGACAGUGUCCCACACUAAGUAUCAAAUAAAUCCACCGAACAGAAGAUGGUUGAGUAAAGAAAGAGAAGCUGUUGACUGCAACACAACGUGCUAAUGCAACAGCUAACUGCGACUUGCAGCCAAUCACAGAGGACAUGAAGCCGCUGGCACAACAUUCCCGCUCUGAGGUUGGGAAUGUGUUUUGGAGGGAUGUAAACUGUAUAUUUGUGAAUUUCGUGCUCACCGAAGCUGCUUUAAUUCAAGAAGCCAAACACUAAACAAGAGAUGCGACAACACGACCAAAUACAACCAAACAAUUCCAACUGCUUUCCUCGGAUCUGCCUUUCAGGCUCCCCGCUGGCCUCCGUCAGCUCGGAGCACCUCAGUGAAUGUUUCCCACAGACACUCUAUCGAAAUGUCUCAUUUAUUAUUUUUUAAUAUGGGCAUAUUGAAUGAAAUGGUGAUAUUAAAGUGAGGGAUGUUACUGACUGCAGUAUUCACUACUCCAUGUGAUCAGGUGCUACUCUAUAGCCACUUCACAUUUGUAGCUGUAGCCGUUCUAAAAUAAGAAAGUGCUGCACAGGGAUGAAAAGAAAUGCAACCUCAUGUCCUCUGAAACUACUGUCAUUUCAUAUGCUGGUUUAUAAUGAUAUUGCACAGAGCUUUUUAUGUUCUUUUCCAAACUUCUGACUUUUUACCUUGAGGUGUCUCACGUGCCAGCUCAACAUGAAAUUCGACCCACAAAGUCCAGAUUAAGUAGGAAAUCAAUCAGUUUGAAGGGUUAUUAGAUAUCAAAUCUCCAAAUUGAACUUUCUUGUGGAACGACCCUGUUUGUUUGUUUGUUUGUUUGUUUUUGCCGUAGCCUUCCUUUUUGGGUAGUGCUGUGGGCAAGUUUCUUUAACAAACAUGUCACCCAAAAAUCAAAAUAGAAAUAUUUCAUACUUUUAAGUUGUGUUGUCAGAAAUGAGCAUAACAAACACAGCAGCAUCAGCAGCCAUAUUUACAGGGGAACGAGAACAAUAAGAAAAUAUAUCGAUACAGGCAUGAAGUUUAUUUUGGUGGAUAUCAGUAACUUACUCCAAAUUAUAUAUAAAGGCGUCUUAAUUCUUAAGACAAACUGUAUUUCAAUUGUAUUUGUAUAGCGCCAAAUCAUAAUAUACAUUAUCUCAAGGCACUUUACAAAGUAUGGUCGAAGACCUUUGAAAAUUACCCAACAGUUCCCUCAAUGAGCAAGCACUUUGGAGACUGUGGAGAGAAAAACUCUUCAUUAACUGGAAGAAACCUCCAGGCACUAUCUGGGCAGCCAUCUGCCUCCACCAGAAAGGGUGAGCAGAAAUAUGGGCAAGAGAGGAGAGGUGGGUGGAAAAAAGGGGAGAGGAGAGAUAGACCAGGAACAGUUGUGUAACCAUCAUGUCAUCAGCUCUGACAGACUAGUUGUUAUGAAAACAAUAAGUGAUAGUUAUAGAUGUAAAGAUGUUAUUAAUGAUAGCAGCAAUAAAGUUAGUGACGUAGUAAAAACGAAUGGUGGGGGUAGCGAGACAGAGAGAGGGAGAGAGAAGUACUCAGUGCAUGAUGGGAGUUCCCCCAGAAGUCUAGAUCUAUAGCAGCAUAACUAAGGGAUGGUUCGGGACUCACCUGAUCCAGAACUAACUAUAGGCUUUAUCAGAAAGGAACGUUUUUAGUUUAACCUUCAAUGUAGAGAUGGUGUCUGCCUCCUGAAGCCAGAGUGGGAGCUGGUUCCUCAGGAGAGGAGCCUGGUAGCUGAAGGCUCUACCUCCUGUUCUAAUCUUGCAGACUCUAGAAGGCACAAGUCAGCCUGUGUUUUGGGAGCAAAGUACAUGUAACUAAGAUAAUUUCACACAUUUAAUGCCGUUCAUUCUGUCAAAUCACCAGUUUAUGACAUGAGGGCCCUGCUGGAGUCUACCACCACCCACUCACCACAAGAGGGUGAAUGUGUCCAGGCCACCUGCAGGGGAACUCGGCCGUUAAGAGCUUCCACAGCAUCCACAAAUGACUUUGCUUAAAACUUGAAUGUGACUGGUUUAUGCUGGAGUUUCGGCCAUUAAGAGAAUUGAAUGACACAAGUCUCCAUCCUGUCCUGGAUGAAACCUUUUUAAACUAAAGCCUACAUUUUUAUCGUUAUUUAGGAGGCUGCUGUUUUACUUUGACUGUCUUAACAUUUGAACUUAAGCUGAUGGUUUAUGAGCAGCAGCGUCGCCUUUCAUCACUCACCACUAUUUAGCAGUUCAAGGUCAAAUUCCAAUGAUUUUCUUUACUUCAGGAGAUCUCCUCUUCCUCUGUGAUCUUAACUUCACGUUUUAUGGCUCUUAUUUUGCAAAUCAUCUCAAACCUUUCUUCAAAUCUAGAGUUUAGAAAUAGCUUCGGUAAAUAUUGCUUUAUCCCUUUCAGUAGCUAAAUGUAAAGACAGAGGCUGCUGCUAUGGCCAAGAGGCAGGUUUGGUCAAGCUCAAGACAAUGACUGGAAUGGCACUGGAGACUGGAAACAAGCCUGGUUCUGUCUAAAGGCAAAACAAUCUAUCUACGUCAAUUUGUUCACAUCAUCAGAUGGUUGUGGUUUUAACAUCUUGGUUUUAUAGUAACGAAACUAAACCAUGUUAUUAAUUAUUGCAUUACCUUUGGAGCCAGGCUAGCAGUUUCCCUUAUUUUCCAAUCUUCCAAUCUGCAGAGCUGAGCUAACCAUCACAGCUUCAUAUUUAUGUCACAAAAGUAAGAGUGUUGUUGACUCGUCAUAGGUGCUCUGAACUCAGCAGUGGUCUUCUCAGGUGCUGAUUGGAGCAGGAACUUUCUAUUCACAAAGUAUUUCACCGAGCAGUGAAAAGCGUUGCAUUGGUUUUGUAUUUUAGAUGAAUUCAGUGCAUCUCCAGAGCAGCUUCGAGCCACUUUAGAUCCAUUAGAACAGGAGAUGGCGCUGAGGUUUGUCAGUGACUGGGUGUCGCAGUAUUGGUUGUGAGCAGGUUUUGAAGCGGGUACUCCUUUCUUCACCAGCUUCUCAUCUCUCCCUCAUUAUGUAAAGCUUGCUCAGAACUGCCAAUGUCCUCAAACAAGUGCUGUGGUUACAGGAAGGUAGAGUGGUUAAUGAAUACCCUUAAAAACGUCAGAAAAUAAGAGGGCAGAGAACGUUACAUCUCUGUUAAAACAAACACAACCCGAUUAGUUUGAAGAAGCUUUGUCCACAUUACCCCAAGUGAGGCUCUCCAGUUUCAUACGUCGUCUUACUUUUCAGUCAGGAACUUCACAGUCAGCUUUGUCCCAACACAUACAUAUGUAUAACAUAUACUGUAUGCAUAAAGAUUGUAUCGUUUUGUUUUGUUUUUUAAUAUUGAAGAGUUAUUUUUGGAAUCAUUGGUAUAAAAGUUUUAAAAAAGACUAGAAGAAUAUUUUUGAUAGGAUGUAGGCCAAAUUAAUUUUGCAGUUUGUGUAGCAAUGAGAGAAAAAAAAGACACCCUGGAAUAUUAAACAAAUAAAAUAUAUUGUUUUGGCUUAAGAUGGAAAAUAUAAAUUCCCAAAAUGCAAUGCAGAAAGCUUGAGUUUGAGACGAAUGUGGAGGUAAAGAUGUCUACCAAACAAAGGUGGCUUUGAUCUGUUCUACAAGUCUUUUAUUUUUUACAUAAGGUAGCCAACACAUACAUGCUCAUUAACGCAUUAUUCAGUAUGUUCCUUACGUGACACAGGUGAAUGUGACAUGUAUCCCAGGAGGAGUCGUCUUUCUGAUUCGUAAACUUCCACGUUAACUUGUUAAUAGGCUUAUUUAAUUACUUGAGUUGACAGGCAGUUGAGUCCCUCUGGUCAGCAGGGACGUCUGUCGUUAUCAGUAUGUUUGGACAGAGCAGGUAAAAGUUCAACGCAGAUAUUCUUUUAAUCCUCACAUGAAGACUCUUGUUUGAUUUUGCCCGGUUUGUGACUGACUUUUAAUUGAAUCUGGGUAAACAUGUUGAGCUGAAUGAGUUAAAUGCCAACUCAAUCACCCGCAACCACACAAGAUAUCAACAUACUAAAAGGCCAAAACGUCAUCACCAUUAUUGUUGGUUGAAGUUUGUUGGUUGUUUUACCUCUUUUGUCCAGACGGAAACAUCUGACUGAGUAUUGGAUAGACUGAAAGUGGAUCACAUCACAGUUUUAACUAAUAUUUGAACACGUUAGAAUUUCUCCAUGUGGCAAGGGUGGGUUAAUGCUUAAUAAAAAGUUUAAUUUGGGGGAAACUUAACAUGUUUCACUUUCUGUGCAAAUGAGCUGAAGACUGAGAGGACAGUUUGUGGACAGCUGAUUUAUCUCGACAAACCACUUUGUAUUCAUCAGUUGAACUUUGGAGCAUUGGAAACAGGAUGAUUCAUUUUAGAAAAUCCUUCUCGAGGUUUGAUUAUUUUUUUUUUCUCCUUUAUUAUUCUAAGGUUUGAUUUUCUUUUUUUCUCUCCUUUAAUAGUCUAAGGUUUGAUUUUCUUUUUUCUCUCCUUUCAUAUUCACGAUCAGGUCACUUAUAUUCUGGAAGGUAAAUUAUUAUUAUUUCUUACUCUGAAAAUUAAACAAUUCUCCACUUUGUCAAAAUAAGAAGUACUUUUAUGCUUUAUGAUUGUUUCUAAAGUGUUGUAAUGUGUAAAUCAUCUAUUUAUUCAUAAGCACCAGCUUUAUUUUUGGUGAACCUGGUAUCUGGGUCCUAAUCAGUUUCUGAAGAGC